GAAUUCUUGUUACUUCCAUUCAAGGGCCUACAAGGACCUAACGAGGUCCUUGGGAUCCCCCUGAGACCCACUUGACCAUGACCCGGGAUGAGGCCCUCCCUGACUCCCAUUCUGCACAGAGUUUCUAUGAGAACUACGAGCCCAAGGAAAUCCUGGGCAGGGGAGUGAGCAGCGUGGUCAGGCGCUGCAUCCACAAACCUACGUGCCAGGAGUAUGCAGUAAAAAUCAUCGACAUCACCGGCGGAGGAAGCUUUAGCUCUGAGGAGGUACAGGAGCUUCGGGAAGCCACCCUGAAGGAGGUGGACAUCCUGCAGAAGGUCUCAGGAUACCCCAACAUCAUACAGCUGAAGGACACUUACGAGACCAACACUUUCUUCUUCUUGGUAUUUGAUCUGAUGAAGAGAGGGGAACUCUUUGACUAUCUGACUGAGAAGGUCACCUUAACCGAGAAGGAAACCAGAAAGAUCAUGCGGGCCCUGCUGGAGGUGAUCUGUACCUUGCACAAACUCAACAUUGUCCAUCGGGACCUGAAGCCGGAGAACAUCCUUUUGGAUGACAACAUGAACAUCAAGCUCACAGACUUCGGCUUUUCCUGCCAGCUGCAGCCAGGAGAGAAGCUCCGAGAGGUUUGUGGGACUCCUAGUUAUCUGGCCCCUGAAAUCAUCCAGUGCUCCAUGGACGAAGGCCAUCCUGGCUAUGGGAAGGAGGUGGACAUGUGGAGCACGGGAGUCAUCAUGUACACACUGCUGGCUGGCUCCCCACCCUUCUGGCACCGGAAGCAAAUGCUGAUGUUAAGAAUGAUCAUGGAUGGCAAAUACCAGUUUGGCUCACCAGAGUGGGAUGACUACUCAGACACAGUGAAAGACUUGGUGUCUCGCUUCUUGGUGGUGAAACCCCAGGACCGCUGCUCGGCGGAAGAGGCCUUGGCACACCCUUUCUUCCAGGAGUAUGUAGUAGAGGAAGUGCGGCACUUCAGUCCCCGAGGGAAGUUCAAGGUGAUCUGUCUAACUGUGCUGGCCUCGGUAAGGAUCUACUACCAGUACCGUCGGGUGAAGCCGGUAACCAGGGAGAUCGUCAUCCGAGAUCCCUACGCUCUACGGCCACUACGGAGGCUCAUCGAUGCCUACGCUUUCCGCAUCUAUGGCCACUGGGUGAAGAAAGGGCAACAGCAGAACAGAGCUGCCCUCUUCGAGCACACGCCCAAGGCAGUGCUCCUCUCCUUGGCUGAGGAGGAGGAGGACUUCUGAGGGGCGGAGGGGCACAGGGGAAAGCAAACCGAGAGGGUAUUCCCCCCGGAACUGUGAGAAGAGGAUGCGCCAAGUAGGCUUCUGCAAAGGAGCAGGUGGCCCUACUCUGCGCUCUCAAAGGCUUGCCGCUAGAUGCG
Messenger RNA from Grammomys surdaster, 1384 nucleotides. RefSeq names its product phosphorylase kinase catalytic subunit gamma 1 (gene Phkg1). Bases 78 to 1247 code for a protein of 389 amino acids. Gene Ontology annotation, biological process: glycogen biosynthetic process; protein phosphorylation. Lineage: Eukaryota; Metazoa; Chordata; Mammalia; Rodentia; Muridae. Gene Ontology annotation, molecular function: calmodulin binding; ATP binding; phosphorylase kinase activity. The transcript is spliced from 10 exons. Gene Ontology annotation, cellular component: phosphorylase kinase complex. The record is from RefSeq and is a predicted model, not a curated record.